This is a messenger RNA of Suillus plorans, 672 nucleotides long. RefSeq lists its product as uncharacterized. Lineage: Eukaryota; Fungi; Basidiomycota; Agaricomycetes; Boletales; Suillaceae. The record is from RefSeq and is a predicted model, not a curated record. Gene Ontology annotation, molecular function: catalytic activity. The transcript has 4 exons. The coding region runs from base 1 to 672 and encodes 223 amino acids.
AUGGCAAGGAAGACGGAUUAUUAUCUCUCCCAGUGCGCUCUUGCUGCCAGCAAGUCGUCCAUGACAUACCAUCUUGGUGCAGUACUCGUAAAAGGAGGCAAAGUCAUAUCAACGGGCUAUAAUCAUCAUCGCACGCACUAUGACGGAAACGACAUACUGAAGCAUGGUCAUCGCAAACCCACUUCCAUGCACGCGGAAAUGCAUGCCAUCUUUAGCUUGACUGGCAUGUCUCCUUCAUUUAAGCAGCAAGUUCAACUCUCGCUGCGACGUACCGCUGCAGCCAAAAGAAGGCCGCGCGCGUUUUAUGAGACGAAAACACAGUCUUCCCUUCGGAGCCCUGACUCGUGUUGCGCGAUUGAUGCUGAAUUGUCUCCGCCUUGCGAUAUGCUGUUUGUAGAGCCACCGAGAGGGCGGAAUGCACGCCGCAGGGACUCAAAGGUAAACGGUGCAGAUAUCUAUGUUGCGCGCAUCAUCAAAAAUGGCCUGGGCGCCGCAAAGCCUUGUUGGCGAUGCAUACACUGGUGUUGGUGGUUCGGUGUGAAGAGGAUAUUUCAUUGGAAUCCUGUCAUCGGAGAUUUCGAGGUGUUAAAAGUAAACGAAGGUUAUAAAGAUCACUACGAGACGCAAACCGAUGUACGACUUUUCGCGCGUUUAAAACUACUGAAUGAAUAA